UAUGCAGGACCCUAAUAAAUCACUUAGAGAUCCAGUUUAUUAUCGUUGCAAUCCAAUGCCACAUCAUAGGAAAGGGUCCGAUUACAAGGUCUACCCAACUUAUGAUUUGGCUUGUCCAUUUGUUGAUUCCAUUGAAGGUAUAACCCAUGCACUUCGAUCCAGUGAGUAUCAUGAUCGCAACGCCCAGUACUAUCGAAUUCAAGAUGAUAUGGGACUGAGAAGAGUGCAUAUGUAUGAGUUCAGUAGGUUGAACAUGGUCUAUACACUCCUCAGCAAGCGCAAGCUUUUGUGGUUUGUUCAAAAUGAGAAGGUCAACGGAUGGGAUGAUCCUCGAUUUCCAACUGUUCAAGGAAUUGUGCGUAGAGGUCUCAAAGUUGAAGCAUUGAUACAGUUCAUUCUUGAGCAGGGGGCUUCAAAGAAUCUGAAUCUUAUGGAAUGGGACAAACUGUGGACAAUUAACAAGAAGAUUAUUGAUCCUGUAUGCCCAAGACAUACUGCCGUCAUUGAAGAGGGACGAGUGUUGUUAACCCUCUCUAAUGGCCCUGAGAAGCCAUUUGUCCGCAUAAUACCUAGGCAUAAGAAGUAUGAAGGUGCUGGAGAAAAGGCAACAACAUUCACAAGAAGCAUAUGGAUAGAUCGAGCUGAUGCAGAGUUGAUAUCAGUAGACGAGGAAGUGACAUUGAUGGAUUGGGGGAAUGCCAUUGUUAAGAAGAUUGAGAAAGACCAAGACGAAAAUCUUGCGCUCACAGGGGUUUUGCAUCUUGAAGGAUCUGUGAAAACCACCAAAUUGAAGCUUACCUGGUUGCCUGAAAUAGAUUAACUGGUUAAGCUCUCAUUGAUGGAGUUUGAUUAUCUGAUAACAAAGAA
Messenger RNA from Rosa rugosa (rugosa rose), 867 nucleotides. Its product is annotated as glutamate--tRNA ligase, cytoplasmic-like. Gene Ontology annotation, molecular function: ATP binding; glutamate-tRNA ligase activity. The record is from RefSeq and is a predicted model, not a curated record. Gene Ontology annotation, biological process: glutamyl-tRNA aminoacylation; translation. The transcript has a single exon. Gene Ontology annotation, cellular component: methionyl glutamyl tRNA synthetase complex; cytoplasm; cytosol. The coding region runs from base 2 to 820 and encodes 272 amino acids. Lineage: Eukaryota; Viridiplantae; Streptophyta; Magnoliopsida; Rosales; Rosaceae.